ACACUGAUGGUAUGAGAUCAAGGAUGGAAGAGAGUGAUUUUUAACUGCUUUGGUAGCUUACAUGGUGUGUUAGAAGUUAAUAGUCUUUCUUAUCACUCUCUUUUUGCUCUGCUUUGGUUUCUCGCUGUCAGUCGUAUCGAAGGUGUUUCUAUUGUACAAUUUGAAAUGGCUUUGAGUAUAUCUCUAUUACAUUAUAGAAUCGAUUAUACUGGUACAAUUAACAUUUCUAUCAGAAGCAUGUAGUAUUGUCUACGCUGUAAGAACUGUAGAGGUAACAAAGCACGGUCGCUAAGGCAGUGGAUCAAUAUUAAAGCACAUUAAAUAUGCACGUAUGGAAAUAGCGCAUUUAUUAAUCAUUGAUAAAGUGGAGAUUCUCGACGUCAUCCUAUUUAUCCAUUGAAACCGUUCAAGUACUCUUCUAAUUGAACAACUAACGUCAAAUUAAACAUGUCAAGCUCAACAACUCUCCCAAAAGUUCUAAUUGUUCUCACUUCAGCUGAUAAAACAGUCGAUGGACAUCCAACCGGUUUCUUCAUUUCUGAAAUCGCCCAUCCAUUCAGCAAAAUAGCCACCCACGUAGAUGUCACCUUCGCCUCACCAAAAGGACACUCAGUCGUUGAUCCAGCCAGUGUCGAAAUGUUCAAAGAAGACAUAGAAUCCAUGUCCUUCUUGAAAGACAGGGCUGACAAAUAUCAGAAGAAUGUCCCUCUUUCUGAAAUUAACCCACGCGAAUACGACGCCGUAUUUGUCCCUGGUGGCCAUGGUCCAAGUGUAGACCUCAUCACAGACAAUACAUUUGCACGUGUUCUUAGUGGUGUCUACCAAGCAGGCAAGCCUGUCGCUGCAAUCUGUCAUGCAGCAGGUACCCUCGGCAGCGUUGUCGAUAGAAAUGGCAAUUCAAUUUAUAACGGUCGUACUGCCACUGCUUUCUCAAACCUCGAGGAAGAGCAAGUUGGUAAAGUCCAGAGCGUUAAGGAGUUGCCAGAGGAUCACAUCAAGAGACAUGGAGGUAGCUACGUCAAAGCUGCAGAACCAUGGGGCGAGCGUGUCGUCGUUGAUAAGAACUCAGAUGGUAUUUUGAUCACUGGUCAGAAUCCAGCAAGUGGUCAUAAGCUCGGUGAAGAGUUACUCAAAGCAAUACGCGAGACUGUCGCUUAAACGAUUUGAAUGAUUUUGUAUGGUAAUGUAAAUGCAUGAAAUAAGUAUGAAAGGA
Molecule: messenger RNA, 1213 nt
Organism: Wallemia mellicola CBS 633.66
Lineage: Eukaryota; Fungi; Basidiomycota; Wallemiomycetes; Wallemiales; Wallemiaceae
Product: class I glutamine amidotransferase-like protein
Exons: 3
Coding region: 448-1158 (236 amino acids)
Source: RefSeq, a predicted model, not a curated record